CUUUGGUUUAAAAAACCCAAUGAAUGAUUUGUAUCUCAACACCGUACCCUUACACCCUUACUCUAUCUUUUCACUAUGCGCACCGCGGCUCCCCCCUCUCUAACCCUAGCAAGUACUCUGUUGCAAUACCAUUUCAGCACCGCCGGUCGAGUAGCAGGCAGGAGUCCAUCAUCCACCAAAUGCAUUCAAUCGGCCUCAAAUCACUCAAUUAUCCUUCACCGUCUUUCUCAAUCGCAUCAAAGCCUAAGUGUAGCAGGCUGCUAUACGGAAGAACACAUCUUACAAUAAAGAAGUUAUGUGUAAAUUUAGAAGUGACAUACACAAGAAGUCUUAGCAGUGGCCAUGGCUCUUCUGAAAGUCUUCAAAGCUCAAGGUAAUAUACUGCUGAAUGUAUGUUUUCUAUUACAAAAACUCUUUCAUCUGUUUGUAGUUCUAAGUGCAGUGAAAGUGUUUUCUUUUCUCUUUUUAUAUAUUUUAACAAAUAAAAAUAUAAACUGGACUUCAAGAACAUUUGUGUGGUGAGAUAGUUUGUUUCAUUCUUGAUGCCCUGAGUCCUAUUUUUUAAUUCAUUACAGAUUUAUUGUGUUCCAGAAAUGAAUUCAAUUUGGCUGGUAUGUAAUCUAUUGUUGUUUUAAAUUCAUACGUAGUUUUGAAAUGAAACAAUUAGAAUGUGUAAGGUAUAAUACUCUUAAAGGACUUGGAUGUUUUGUAAAGGACUCUUAAGGUAAAAAUAAAAAACUUCUUGCACUAUGGGUUUGUGAAUUUUCCUGGAUGACAUUUCUUUUAUUUUGUGACACUCUGUUUCACUUUGUUUUUUUCUACUUCAUACUAGGUAUACACACAUUAUAAUAUAGGAAGACAAUGCAUUCCUAUAUACACACAUGUUCCUGACUAUGAGUAUAAUACUCUAGAUGUAUAAUGACAUGUAUCAUUUUUUUUAUUUGCAGAAGGCUAUUAAGAGGUUAACCAAUGCCUUCUAUGCCUUCUGUAUACACACAUUAUAAUAUAGGAAGACAAUGCGUUCCUAUAUACACACAUGUUCCUGACUAUGAAUGUAGUAUUCUAGAUGUAUAAUGACAUGUACCACUUUUUUUUUAUUUGCAGGAGGCUUUUAAGAGUUAACCAAUGCCUUCUAUGUAGCUGAAAGUGUUAUAUCUAACAAAACAAAAGCUGCAAUGUCCAAGCUUCUUCUUGCAAUCCGAUACUUGCAUUCAAGCCUCGUUGAUAACUAAGAGAUUACACUUGCACGAACAAUUCUUAUCCCAUCAGACAUAUAGUUUUAGCUUUCAAAUAUUUUGUACACAUUUUCAACAAUACUGAUGUGGUGUAUGAUUUUUUUUGGAAUAUUCUUAUGAUACACUACAUUUUAAUGUGGGUUAUUAUUAUAUAUGUAGUACUUCUUAUUUGUUUGCUAUUAUGAUAUUAUCUGAUAUC
Cuscuta epithymum is the source of this 1434-nucleotide messenger RNA. NCBI's taxonomy places the organism in Eukaryota, Viridiplantae, Streptophyta, Magnoliopsida, Solanales, Convolvulaceae. The record is from the annotation of a GenBank genome assembly.